Erythranthe guttata (spotted monkey flower) is the source of this 1051-nucleotide messenger RNA. Its product is annotated as GCN5-related N-acetyltransferase 8. The record is from RefSeq and is a predicted model, not a curated record. Gene Ontology annotation, molecular function: N-acetyltransferase activity. NCBI's taxonomy places the organism in Eukaryota, Viridiplantae, Streptophyta, Magnoliopsida, Lamiales, Phrymaceae.
UUGUCCAAUUUCCAAUCCCACAUUUAUUUUUUUCGCCAAACUUCCAGAAACCUCUCCAAACGAAACUCCCAGCAAAAUGGCAGCUGCAGCACCACCACCACCGCCGUCCGCCGCCGCAAUCACCCUCCCGGAAUCCACUCCUUCCGGCCACACACUCUUCAGCCGCAUCCGCCUCGCCACCGUCGACGACGUCCCCCACAUCCACAAGCUCAUCCACCAGAUGGCCGUCUUCGAGCGCCUCACCCAUCUUUUUCAGGCCACCGCCGAUUCCCUCGCCGCCACCCUCUUCCCGCCAAACGCCCCACCGCCAUUCACCUCCUUCACCGUCUUCCUCCUCGAGCUCUCCAAUUCGCCCUUCUUCCCAUCUCAAAAUCCCCAUUUUACCCCCGUCCUCAAACCCCACCACCUCGAUCUCCCAAUCGCCGACCCCGAGAAGGAAAUCUUCAGAAGCAGCGCCGCCGGCGCCACCGGUGACGUCACCGUCGGCGGAUUCGUGCUGUUUUUCCCGAACUAUUCGUCGUUUCUGGCGAAACCUGGUUUCUACAUUGAGGAUAUUUUCGUGAGGGAGUGUUACCGGAGGAAGGGGCUAGGGCAGAUGCUUCUGUCCACGCUGGCGGCGCAGGCGGCGAAAAUGGGGUACGGCCGCGUGGAGUGGGUGGUGCUCGACUGGAACGCGAACGCAAUCAAGUUUUACGAGCAGAUGGGGGCGGAGAUUCUGCCGGAGUGGAGGAUUUGUAGGCUCACCGGUGAAUCUCUUCAGGCGUACGCUAACCUUAACAUUUGACUCUAGUCAUAAUUUUCAAAUGCUCGAUUUCGAUGAAAUAAUAUAUUUACCGAAGUUACGAUUUCUGUAUGAGCUUGUCGGUUUUAGUUUGUUUCCGGACAACUGUGUUAUUGAAUGGCGCAAACUUACUUCGAAUGGGAUUUUGUUAUCUGUUUCGUGUGUAUGUUUUAAUUGCUGUGGAUUAAUUAGACUCUUGCAAUAAUGUUCUUGAUUUUCGUGUAGUGUUAACAACGGUUGCCUUUUAUUGAAUUAUGAGUAGUUUCGAUC